UUUUUUUUGUUUUGGCUUGGUGCCUCCAGGGCUGGUUUCCCAGUCCCGAAUAACCACUUCCAGACCCAGGUCGCCAGCCCCACCCCAGGUUGCCCCCGGCUCUGCCCCAGGCCCCUGAGGGUGGGAAGCUUUGCCCAGUGGGUCUCUGCAGCAUAGCUGCAAUUGAGUCAGUAUGCUUGGGGUCAACGACCCUCCUCUUUUUAUAAAAGACAUUAAGGCCGGACUGAAAAACUUAAAUGUGGUCUUUAUUGUCCUGGAGAUAGGACACGUGGUGACCAGAACCAAAGAUGGCCAUGAAGUGAGAUCCUGCAAAGUAGCUGACAGAACGGGAAGCAUCACUAUUUCUGUGUGGGAUGAAAUGGGAAGACUCAUACAGACAGGGGAUAUUAUUCGUUUGACCAGAGGGUAUGCAUCAAUGUGGAAAGGAUGCCUGACACUUUAUACUGGAAGAGGUGGUGAACUUCAAAAAAUUGGAGAGUUUUGUAUGGUGUAUUCAGAACUGCCAAAUUUC
This is a messenger RNA of Mesocricetus auratus (golden hamster), 511 nucleotides long. Its product is annotated as SOSS complex subunit B2. Lineage: Eukaryota; Metazoa; Chordata; Mammalia; Rodentia; Cricetidae. The annotation marks the transcript as partial. The record is from RefSeq and is a predicted model, not a curated record. Gene Ontology annotation, biological process: response to ionizing radiation; mitotic cell cycle checkpoint signaling; double-strand break repair via homologous recombination. Gene Ontology annotation, molecular function: DNA binding. The transcript has 4 exons. Gene Ontology annotation, cellular component: SOSS complex.